AUGUCUUCCUCGCUCUUGGACCAGGCCACGCGCAUUGCACGCGACUUUGAUUACCCCGCUGAGCAGGUGCAGCGCGGGGUUGCCGAGUACAUCAAGCAGUCCAAAGAGGGCUUGGGAAAGGAGGGCACCACCUUGAGCCAAAUCCCUACCUUCGUGACUGCAGUUCCAAAUGGCACAGAGAAGGGUCUCUACCUGGCCGUCGAUCUCGGUGGCACCAAUUUCCGUGUGUGCUCGGUCCUCCUGCACGGUGAUACGACAUUUUCCCUCACCCAAUCCAAGAUCCUAAUUCCCCGCGAGUUGAUGGCCUCCGGUACCUCCAAGGAUCUCUUCCUCUUCUUGGCCCGUCAGAUCGAGUCCUUCCUGCGCAUUCACCAUAACGAGCACUUUGAAGCCCACCAGCUCCGCCGACGGGAGAAUAGCGCCGAGGAGGACCUCUUUGAUCUCGGCUUCACCUUCAGUUUCCCCGUGCGCCAGUGCGGUAUCAACCGCGGAACACUGAUCCGCUGGACCAAGGGCUUCAACAUCCCCGAUGCGGUGGGCCACGAUGUCUGUGCGCUGCUGCAGUCUGCUAUUGACGAGUUGAACCUGCCAGUGCGCGUGGCCGCACUGGUGAACGAUACCGUUGGUACUCUGAUGGCUCGCUCAUACACCUCUCCCGGCAAGACGGGCACUUUCCUCGGUGCUAUUUUCGGAACCGGAACCAAUGGCGCUUAUGUCGAGAAAGUCAAGAACAUUACCAAGCUUCAGCACAUGGAGGACGCUCACAUUGAUGACUCUACGGGUGAGAUGAUUGUCAAUGCCGAGUGGGGUAGCUUUGAUAACCACAUGAGCGUGCUCCCUACCACCGUGUUCGACGAUGAGCUCGAUGCCGAUAGCAAUAACCCCGGUGUGCAGAUGUUCGAGAAGCGUGUGUCGGGCAUGUUCUUGGGCGAAAUCCUGCGCCGUGCGCUUUUGUCUCUACACCACGAUGCCAAUCUAGGAUUAUUCAAGCCUAAUGAGAACUCUAAGGUCGUCCUUUCCGAGAAGUCUAUGAUCUUCCGUCAAUGGGGUCUUGAUACCAGUCUGCUGAGCACAGUCGAGGCUGAUAGCACCAAGGAAUUGGUGGACGUGAAGACCGCUUUGAAGGACCACCUUGAGAUUGAAAACCCCAGCCUCGAAGAGUGCCAGGCUGUUAAGAUUUUGGUCCACGCUAUUGGCAAGCGUGCCGCCCGUCUGAGCGCCGUUCCAUUGGCUGCCAUUCUCGUGCACACCAACAAGCUUGAGACCGAUGAUAUCGUUGACAUUGGUGUCGAUGGCAGUCUCGUUGAGUUCUAUCCCAACUUUGAGGGUCAUUUGCGUGAUGCUUUGCGCGAGGUUCCCCAAGUUGGUGUCGCAGGCGACAAGAAGGUCCGCAUUGGCAUUUCCAAGGAUGGCAGCGGUGUCGGUGCAGCUUUGAUUGCGCUCGUCGCUAGCAAGGACGAGAGCCUCGAGGUUCCCCACGAGAAAUAA
Penicillium paradoxum is the source of this 1488-nucleotide messenger RNA. It is a transcript of the gene glkA, whose product is annotated as glucokinase glkA. Gene Ontology annotation, cellular component: mitochondrion; cytosol. The record is from RefSeq and is a predicted model, not a curated record. NCBI's taxonomy places the organism in Eukaryota, Fungi, Ascomycota, Eurotiomycetes, Eurotiales, Aspergillaceae. The transcript has 2 exons. The coding region runs from base 1 to 1488 and encodes 495 amino acids. Gene Ontology annotation, biological process: glucose 6-phosphate metabolic process; intracellular glucose homeostasis; glycolytic process. Gene Ontology annotation, molecular function: ATP binding; glucokinase activity; fructokinase activity.